GUUUCAGAUAUUGGACGAACUGAAGAAAACCCCAAACCCUGCAACCAUUCGGGGGCCCAUAUCGGCUUUGACGUAAGCAAGAGAAGGAGAUUAGCAGGCUUUUGGGUCGACAAGACGUUUCAGGGCCGUUUGCUUUGGAACCAGCAGCACCGAAUUUCUGGUCUCCAGGAGUGGAGGAUACUACCAGAAGAUCGAGAUAAGAUGGACUUGCAGCGAGCGCGGGGAGCAGAAACAGAUGGUGGGACGGAGAAGAUUGUCCUCAAGUUGGUGCGCAAUGUGAAGCACACCGACUCUCGAACCGUGGUCGUGGGAGGGCCAGGAGCUGGAAGAGGUCUUCUGAAAGAGGUUCAGAAGGUGGCUGCCAAUAAGUUGCGAAUUUCUCUGUCCAACUUAAGGCUCUUCGAUGAACGCGGAGCUGAGCUCCGGGAGGCAGACAAGGCCUCUGCCGAAGCAAAAAUCAGAAGUGGUGGCACAUUCUUCGUCUCAGCAGGAGAGGAAUCAUGUGUCGCAGACAAGACCUCAGAUUUGAGGCACGAGGGGCAGGAAGAAAGUACGAGCUCGAGUACUCCCGGAUGUGGCCAGGUGGUCAUCGUGGCGAAGGAGAGCUUUGUUGGAGCUCAGGCUGAGAAGCAGCUGAAGUGGGCCGCUUCUUUGAACGGAGUGGUGUUGGCAGUGGGGCUUCCAGAUCUGCAUGUGGGCACUUCUUGCCCCAUCGGUGCUGCGAUUGCCACUCAGGGAGUCAUCUAUCCAACGCUUGUUGGCUCGGAUAUCGGCUGUGGUAUUAUGCUGGUAAGGACAAGUUUGAAAGCUUCUGCCGCCAGCAAACAUCGGUGUCUAGAUCGUUGGGCCGACAUUGUCAGAAUUGAAGGCCCUUGGGAUGGUGAUAUUUCAGGUACACUAGCAGAAGCUGGAGUGAAGGAAACAUCAUUCGAUGAAGGUUCAUUAGGAACUAUCGGUCGGGGUAAUCACUUUGCUGAGUUGCAGGUCGUAGAGAGAAUCGAAGAUGCAGAACAAGGAGCCGAGAUCGGUUUGACGGCCGACGAUGUCUAUCUCUGCGUCCAUUCAGGAUCACGAGGGUUUGGGGAAAGCAUUCUUCAAGCACAUUCAAGGCAAUUCGGCUCAGAUGGUUUAUCUGUGGAGUCACCCGAGGGUCGAACUUAUUUGGCUGCUCACGACCAGGCCUGCAAAUGGGCCCAAGUCAACAGACGGAUCAUAGCCCGGAGAUUGCUAGAGCAGUUACAAGGCAGCUGUAAGGAAACUCUACUCGACAUCACUCACAACAACGUGGUCGAGAUCCGGUCCUCGGAUUCCCCGCAAGUCGCUAGCUUGGCAGAAGGUUCCGGCAGGACGAGCCUAUGGCUGCACAGGAAGGGAGCUGCACCCACCGAUAAGGGAUUGGUGCUGAUCCCCGGCUCUCGAGGAGCUUUCAGCUAUCUGGUGAAGCCCCGGGAGCAAGUUGAGUUGCUGAGCAGCGGCUGGUCUCUGGCUCACGGUGCCGGAAGAGCUUUGGCACGAUCCGUGGCUCGGUCGUCCGCCAAGAGUGGAGCAGGAGGAGGAGGAGGAGGUACGGGGGAUCAGAAAUCCGCACGUCAAUUAGCUGCCGAUCUGACCACCACCUCUUUGGGUUCGAGAGUCGUUUGUGAGGACAAAGCUCUGCUCUUCGAGGAGAGGCCUGAGGCUUACAAAGACGCCGCCUGCGUCAUCGCCGACCUCGUCUCCGCAAAUCUCUGCAGCGUUGUGGCUCUCAUGAGACCGGUUCUCACUUACAAGAUGAGGGUCAGGCAGCACGAGUAGAAUUUCGACUCGAGAUCUGACACUACGGCUCGAGGUUGAUUCGCAUGAGGUGCUUAAUAUCUGCCCGCUUCGGUGUCACUCCGGAUUCCAGGAUUCGGUGGCCUGCGAUCGCGAGAGCAAUGUAGAUCCGCCAUAAACCCUGAACCCCAAACCUUUGACGUGAUUUCACUGCGUAAGGAAGUUGAAACCAUCGGAAAAGUCAGUUCUGGGGAGAGAGGUGAGGAGUGCUGCCCAGCGCACAUUCAUCGACCGAUGAGUUCCAGACGGUUCACGUCUACAAGUGCACAAUUAAGGCAGCAGGGAAGGACAGAUAGUCACCAAAGUGGUCACAAUUCGUCAUAAAUUCACAUUCCUCCGUGUCGAGGGCAAUGUCUCCUGAGUACAAGUCUAUGGUCCAAGACUGCCAUCCACCUCUCAAUCGCCUUUUGUCGAACCCCUUUUGUCUCGGCUUAAUUUAGCGAACUUCACCGAUGAGUAGAUGGAAUCAGAUUCGACCACACAACAUUCUAAGACGAUGGAGCACAUGUCAAAAUUACUGUAAUUCUUCCCAGUUGUCAUUGCACUCGAGACAUUUUCAGGUCUCCAAAUUCGCUCUUCCCUGCUCGUGCAUUCAAAUUUACGGUUCCCUUCAUCUCACUUUUGUAAUCUUAUGUUUUUCGGGUAUAUUGCACCCACCGGUGUUCCCAGUAUUGUCCUCGGCAUGUAUCAGCUCGCAGCAAUAAUCUACCAUGUCCAUCGGCUACUUGGCCUUUAGGAUCCGGCAGAUUUUCCAUUGUGUAAACUGAUCGCAUGUCAUUGGCUCCAUCUUGAACUCUCUCAUUGUUAAACCGAAAUCCUCCAAGCGAGGAGUGUACCAAGAAAUGUAGAAGAAAAUGGAAGACCUGAUCUGCCACCAUAGUAUGAAAUAAAAAGUGGUCAAUUAUUUGAUGC
Messenger RNA from Marchantia polymorpha subsp. ruderalis, 2724 nucleotides. Lineage: Eukaryota; Viridiplantae; Streptophyta; Marchantiopsida; Marchantiales; Marchantiaceae. The record is from the annotation of a GenBank genome assembly.